Molecule: messenger RNA, 436 nt
Organism: Lasiosphaeria miniovina
Lineage: Eukaryota; Fungi; Ascomycota; Sordariomycetes; Sordariales; Lasiosphaeriaceae
Exons: 1
Coding region: 121-354 (77 amino acids)
Source: RefSeq, a predicted model, not a curated record
CAAAGCAUUGAUUGAGCUCAUGCAGGUGCGUGAAGCGGCCUAAUUGUUGAGGCUCCUCAGAGGACUGAUACUUGUGAGCAGAGCAAUGACACUGACGAUGUAUCUCUCUCCAUCAGAUUGAUGCUCGUACUCUCACGCUACAAUCAGAGCGACCGUUUUAGAUUUAUUGCUCUCUGUGUGGGUGUACUCAAAUUUCCGUCUCUAUCAACAGCGUAUUGCCCGUUACAAGAGACUAACAGUUCCGUUGUAGAGCAGAUAGAUCUUCGCAGCCGCAAUCGUCUCCACACAGUAGUUGCAUGGUGGUCUCCUACCGUCGAUGUGAUAUUGCAUCUUCCGAUCUUGCAAGCCAGAUAGUGCCUGCCGCAUUUCAUUCGUCUUGUCCUCCGGUGUUAGGGCAGGGUCCCAAUUUGCACCGUAUAAGCAUUGACAUCGUAUG